Messenger RNA from Neospora caninum, 3057 nucleotides. RefSeq lists its product as hypothetical. Bases 1 to 3057 code for a protein of 1018 amino acids. The record is from RefSeq and is a predicted model, not a curated record. Lineage: Eukaryota; Apicomplexa; Conoidasida; Eucoccidiorida; Sarcocystidae. The transcript has 13 exons. Gene Ontology annotation, biological process: terpenoid biosynthetic process. Gene Ontology annotation, molecular function: 1-deoxy-D-xylulose-5-phosphate synthase activity.
AUGGGAGAGGAAGAAACGGAACAGGGACAAGACGGUCGUCUGGGGCUGCCGCCACAGGACAUACACCGUGUGGCUGCUUGUCUCGUAGCACCUUUUCUUUUGCCGAAUCGCUCUCCCUCGCUUCCCUUGCCUCUUCCCCCGCCGGCCUUUCUGCGCGACCGAGAACCCGCGCGCAAACGGGACGAAGAGGAACAGAGCGAAACCUCCGAUGCCGCCCCACUCGCGGCUGCCUCAGCGCCCGAUAAGAGAGAAGCAGAAGACCUGUCGUCAGCGGCACGAAACAACCUAGACCGGUCCUCGGCGGGUCUUUCCCACCAGUCGCGUUCGGAAGGGGCUUCGCCUGCCUCUUUGUCGUCUCCGUUCCUCUCGUCGGCCGCCGACUCGUCUUCGGUCUUCUUCGAGCGACGAUCUGUCCCUCCGCUGCUACCUCGGCGCGGGACACCCCACCUACGGAGUGGCGGCGACAGAGCCCACGAGAGCGAGCACAGGAAGGGAUUCGCCGGCCAGGGCCUCCUUUCCUCCGUAAACCUGCCGGUCGAUUUGAAGCGACUUCCCCGUCAUCUGCUCCCGCGUCUCUGCGAGGAAAUCCGACAAGAGAUUUUGCGGGUGGUUUCGCAACUCGGUGGACACCUCGCGUCUUCUCUCGGAAUGGUGGAGGUGAUUGUGGCUUUACUGCGCGUCCUCGACGUCCCCUCCGACCGUCUCGUGUACGACGUGUCCCAUCAGGCCUACCCUCACAAGAUUCUCACCGGACGCCGCCAUCUUCUGGGGACGCUGAGGCAAUUCGGAGGCCUCUCGGGCUUCUGCAAGAGAGCAGAGUCCAUCUAUGAUCCUUUUGGCGCAGGACAUUCGUCCACGUCCAUCAGCGGCGUCCAGGGCAUGGCCGUCGCGCGUGAACUUCUCGGCCAGUUUAAGAGGGGCGGUAUGCCCCUCCACGUCGCUGUGAUUGGAGAUGGAGGCUUGACGGGGGGCAUGGCGUACGAGGCUCUAAAUGCAUGCGGAUAUUUGAAAUCGAAAGUUCUGGUUGUCCUCAAUGAUAACCAGCAAGUUUCGCUCCCGACCGGGGUGGCGUCAGCAGGUGGAACCGCACCUGCGGGCGCUGUCUCGCGCCACACGCAACAGCUGCUGCAAUUGCGAGACUUCUUGUCUCUGAAGAGCUUUUCCCGGACGCGCCCGCACAUGAAUUUUCUCUCCUCUAACGUGCGGAGGCUCUCGUCUCUGCUCCAGCUGUUCGAUCCCAGAAAGGCGCCGUAUUGCUGCCAACAAGAGGAAGAAGGAAGCGCAGUCGAGGGGACGCGAAGAACAGGCGGCGAGCGCGGGAACACGAGAGAAAGAGAGGGAAAACCACUCCGCGAGAGUGAUAUGGCACGAGACCUAGACGAAGACGAACAGGAAAGUGACCAGCCCAAGGCGCACGUCGAAGCAUCCUUCUUCGAGGCCUUGGGGUUCGACUAUCUCGGGCCUGUGGAUGGUCACGACGUAGAGAACCUCGUCGCGGUUCUCUCCGCAAUAAAACAAGCCGGCCUGAAAGGGCCGACUAUCUUGCACGUGAAGACCGAGAAAGGCCACGGCUAUCCUCCUGCUUUGGCGGCGGCGGAUCGUCUCCACGGGGUCUCUGCUGGUUUCUCGGACCACCUGGACAGACCCGGGGUCAAACGCGAGGGCGCUGAAACGCAGGCGUCUUCUGUUUCUUUGGCCUCCUCCGAUUCGUCUCCUGGGGCAGCUUCGUCUUCGGCGCCGUCAGCUUCUGUCGCGUCUCCAGCGCCAGCUUCCCACGCGAAGCGAACCAGCAGCCCUUGUGAAGCCCCAUCGACGCAGAAAAAACUGGACUCGCCACCCAAAAAGAAUCCGUUCUUGACUUCCAUAGCAGCCCGCGCACUGCUGCGCAUUGCCGAGGACGAUCGAAACGUCGUAGGCAUCACAGCGGCGAUGCCUGGAGGAACGGGGUUGCAUGUGCUGGGCUCUCGGUUCCCAGAACGAAUGUUCGAUGUCGGAAUCGCCGAGCAGCAUGCAGUCACCUUUGCCGCCGGAAUGGCCGCUGAAGGCCUCAAGCCUUUCUGUGCCAUUUACAGUACCUUUCUCCAGAGGGCGUACGACCAGAUCAUCCACGAUGUGGCGCUGCAAAACCUCCCAGUUAGGUUCAUGAUUGAUCGCGCCGGUUACGUCGGUCCCGAUGGCAGCACGCACCAAGGAAGUUUCGAUCUCGCGUAUCUAGGAUGUAUUCCGAACUUGGUCAUCAUGGCCCCCAGCGACGAACUGGAGCUGCUUCGUAUGAUCGAGACUGCGUAUCGGUAUGAUGAUGGGCCUUCCGCGGUGCGUUACGGCCGCGCUCCGGCCUACGGUGUAGCGACUCUCAACAGCUGUCUCGGUCACUCCGUUGAGGGGGAGCUACCGGAGCGCGGCGAAGCACUAGAAAUCGGCAGAGGGCGCAUCGUGAGAGAAGCAAACCCGGCAGCCAGACGCAAAGUGGCGAUACUUUCUCUCGGCACUCGCCUUCUUGACGCUGUUCGCGCGGCUGAUAUUCUUGAGAAAGGUGUUUCUUCUCUCUCCGAAUCGCCUCUUCCGUCUCACGCUUUGGCGCGGAAGGCCACGGCGGCAUCUGGCGGCAGUUUUCUCUCUGCAACGGAAGACAACCAUGACAAGGCAGACUGCGACGGCAAACGCAGUAGCGAACGCGGUUCUGGAGAGCAUGUCGCCGCGCAAAGAGAAGUCGGAGUCACCGUCGCAGAUGCAAGGUUCCUCGCCCCGCUGGAUCGCAACCUGCUUCGUUCCCUCGCGAAAAACCACGAGAUGCUUCUCAUUGUCGAGGAAGGAUCCAUCGGAGGCUUUGGCUCGCAAGUUUUACAGGUCCUCUCCGAUGACGGACUUCUCGAUUCUGGCCAACUCAAAGUGCGAUCACUGACGAUGCCCCACCGGUUCAUGGAAGCUGGGACGCCGCAGCAGCAGUACGAGGACGCCGGGCUAACUGCCAACCAUUUCGUGCAAGUUGUGCGUUCUGUUCUGCCUCCUUUAUCGUCUUCAUCUCCCUCAUCUGGCCUUUCUGCUUCGACCUCUUGA